This is a messenger RNA of Ahaetulla prasina, 7212 nucleotides long. RefSeq names its product natriuretic peptide receptor 3 (gene NPR3). The coding region runs from base 444 to 2027 and encodes 527 amino acids. The transcript has 8 exons. Gene Ontology annotation, biological process: vasodilation; regulation of blood pressure. Gene Ontology annotation, cellular component: membrane. Gene Ontology annotation, molecular function: natriuretic peptide receptor activity; peptide hormone binding. Lineage: Eukaryota; Metazoa; Chordata; Lepidosauria; Squamata; Colubridae. The record is from RefSeq and is a predicted model, not a curated record.
UAUGAGGCCGGGAGCGGCAAGGACGGUCGACCCAGCUCACUCGGGAGGCAGAGAGAUUGGGGAGGCGGGUGGGGACGGCGGCGGAGGGGAGGAGGAAGAGGAGGAAGAAGAAGAAGUGGGCGAAGAGGAGGAGGAUGCCGGCGCCUCCGUUGGCUCUCCUAUUUCGACGGUUCCAUGGAGGACGGCAGGGCGCGGGAAAGCUGUAGUGGGGCGGCCGACCCUUCCCUUCCCAAAGGCGCGAAGCAAAUUCAUGCCCCAUUCCUGACUUUAAGUAUCAAAGAGGCGAGAGGGGAGCAGCAGACGCCCCUUCCGAGCUGAACCCUCCAAACUUUCCCGCCGCGCUCGCUCCUCUGAAGCGACCGCCUGCGCUUGGUGCGCCUCAGCCUCCCGGCCGCUUCAUCCAAAGAAAAUAAACCGAACGCCCGCUCUGCCUUUUGCCCACCAUGCCUUCCCUUCUCUUCCUCAGCUGCUGCUUCUGCAGCCUGGCAGCUUGGCUGCUCUUGGCCACCCCCGCCCCCGGCAGCGGCGCUCCGGGCUCGGAGAAGGAGGUGGCGGCGGCGGCCGAGGAAGAGACCGCGCUCCGGGUGCUGGUGCUGCUGCCCAAAGACGACGCGUACCUGUUCUCGCUGGCGCGGGUCAAGCCGGCCAUCGAGUACGCGGUGCGGAGCCUGGAAGCCAACGGCUCGCUCCUGCCGGCGGGCUACAAAUUCCGCCUUUUCUACAGCGACUCGGAUUGCGGCAACCGGGCGCUCUUCAACCUGGUGGAUAUGAUCGCCUUGAAGCGGGAGUGGCCCGACCUGCUGCUGGGGCCGGUGUGCGACUACGCCGCCGCGCCGGUAGCCCGGCUGGCUUCCCAUUGGAACCUGCCCAUGAUCUCGGCCGGCGCGCUGGCCGCGGGCUUCAGCCCCAAGACGGGCGAGUUCUCGCACCUGACCCGGGUGUCUCCGGGCUACGCCAAGAUGGGCGAGAUGUUCCUGGCGCUUUUCCGCCACCACAAGUGGAGCCGCCUCCUGCUGGUUUACCACGAAGACAAGGAGCAGCGCAGCUGCUUCUUCGCCGCCGAGGGGGUCCACCUGGUCUUCCGAGAGGCCGGCUUGCACCUGGACGACUUCGCCUUCGAAGAGAGCGGCAAGUACGCGGACGACGUGGUGCGCGCCAUCCAGGGCGGCGAGAGAGUUGUGAUCAUGUGUGCCAGCAGUGACGCAAUACGGAACAUCAUGUUGGCUGCACAUCGGCAAGGAAUGACUAGCGGAGAUCAUGCUUUCUUCAAUAUUGAACUUUUCAACAGUUCGUCAUAUGGGAAUGGUUCAUGGAGGAGAGGAGACAAAUAUGAUCUUGAAGCAAAGCAAGCUUACUCAUCCCUCCAGACAGUCACACUACUAAGGACAUUGAAACCCGAGUUUGAAAAGUUUGCUAUGGAAAUGAAAAGUUCUGUUCAGAAACAAGGAAUCCAUCAUGAUGAUUAUGUGAACAUGUUUGUUGAAGGUUUCCAUGAUGCCCUAGUUCUCUAUGUUCUGGCUUUACGGGAAGUUCUGAAGAAUGGCUUCACAAAGAAAGAUGGAGAUAAGAUUGUUCAUCAGACAUGGAACAGGACAUACGAAGGCAUUGCAGGGCCAGUAUCGAUUGAUGCCUCUGGAGAAAGGUUUGGAGAUUUUUCUGUGGUUGCCAUGACUGAUCCUGAAACUGGAACACAGCAGGUAAUUGGAAACUAUUAUGGAAAACAGGGACGACUUGAAAUAAUUCCAAGUGCAAAUUACCUGUGGGAGCAAAGACUGAAAAUAGAUGAUAGCCGAGGAUUGGAGCACACGAGCAAUGCAGCCUGCAAAUCGUGUGGCGUAGGAGAAUCAGCAGUUACUGGAAUAGUUGUAGGUGCCUUGCUAGGAGCAGGAUUGUUGAUGGCCUUCUACAUUUUCAGGAAAAAGUACAAAAUAACCAUUGAAAGAAGAAAUCAGCUGGAAGAGUACAACAUCGGCAAGCACCGACAGUUACGAGAAGACUCUAUCAGGUCUCACUUUUCUGCUGCAUGAAAUAGAAAAGAAUUGCUCUUGUGGGGAAUAUCUGUAGACAAAUGGACGCUACCAAAGACUGCCACUGAAAAAAAAGAAGUGUGUUCAGGACUCCACCUUUUAAAAGUAGAGUCACUUGUCUUAAUUUUUUUUUCCAGAAACUCAGGAAUGAUUUACUAGCCACAUUAUGCCACAUGGCCUUUUUUUUUAUCUCAUGGAAAGAUGAAAGUUUAAAAGAAAAGAUACCCGUUUUCUCACGACAAGACAUUAUUAAUACUUUGUGGAUAUCUCAAGGCAGAUUUGGGGUCUUGAUGAUGUAAACAUUCCUUCAUGAGGCCUUGCGAAUGUCAGGUGGUUCUUCGCUGCAUCACACACCAGAUGCUUAAGUGCUUUCAUAGACAAAGGGGCAGCUUCGCAUACGGAACAAAAUACGUUCUGAAUUGAAUGGUGGAGACGGGAUGGGGGGAAAAAGAGUGUGUGGCUUGUUCAAUGCAAUAUAAUUUUGGAAAAUGAACAAUCAUGCAUCUCAUCAACAGUGGAAGAAAAUGAGGGUUUAAUACUGAACACCAGUUUACGUCUCACAUUAGUUUUGAAAUUGUUCUGUAGUGAUUCCUAGGGAUAUUCUCUCACUAAUCUAUUAUUAAUAUAAGAAAGAGAGCUUUUAUCCAUGAGAAGGGAAAAUUCUUUUUCAAAUAAAUUCCACUUUACCCUGAAUUUUUAUUUUGAGGAAGUUUCCCCACCCACAUUACUUCCACCUCCAGGGGAAGUGCUUCCUGACUUUAGAUCCAUCGUCUCCAGCUUGUUGCUCUCAAGAUGUCUGAAGCUGUAGCUCCCUAAAUUUUCAGCAUCGCUGUUAGGAAUCUGACCAAUUAUAAUCAUACUUUGAGAGCCAGCAUAGAACAGUGGUUUAGACUUGGCCUAGGAUCUGGAAGACUCCAGUUCAAGUCCAUCCCUGGACCUCUUUGAAUGACUUUGCACAAUUUUGUUUGGGUCCAACCUGCCCCAUAAAGGUUUUGCCAUAUGGAUAAAAUUAGAGGAAUCAAUAUGAAAUAUCACCAAGAUCUGACAUGAUAAAUUCAUAAUCUGUCUAGACAUUGUAGGUUAUUUUAGAAAUUUGGUAUAAGGUUCACACAAAAGGGUUUUGGAGGAAAGAGAUGCAGUUUUAGGCCAGCUGUAUACAUAAAUUAACAUAAAGUGGUGGAAUCCUGAAGUUCGGGUUUUCUACUUCAGAAUGCAAAUGACCUGAAUAUUUUCCUAGAUAGGAAAAAAAGUUAAGGUAUUUGAAAUAUUUCAGAGAAGAUAGUUCAGGGGUGUUAAACUCAAGGCCUGGGGGCCGGAUCCAGCCUGCAUGGCCGCCCUGGAAACAGCAAAGGACUGGCCUGCGGUGCCUCUGCCAGUGAAAACGGAGCUUAGGCGGGCCAUGCGUGGCCCUCCCAGACUCUGUUUUCGGCUGUGACAGACUCCUGCGUGUCCCCGCCCCCCCCCCCCCCCCGGCGAGCUCCGAUUUUACUGGCAGAGGGCUGCAGGAGGCCGUCACAGCCAAAAAUGGAGCUCAGGAGGCUGUUUUUGCUGGCAGAGUGCUGAGGUCACAAUAGGCACCUCCCUCCCCGACAAGAGUGAUGUCAAACUGGCCAUGCCCACACUGGUCCCCUGAGGUCAAAUACAACACUGAUGCGGCCCUCAGUGAAAUCAAGUUUGACAUCCCUGUUCUAGCUAAUCCUCUCAGUAGUGGAUUAGUGGGCGUGAACUGGAUUUCUAUAAAGCAUUUAAAGUUUGAAAGAAUCCAGCAGAUUCUACCAUCUGGAUGCCUAUCUCAUAUACUUGAUAUGUAAAUCAGAUUUUACAGCUGCCAUUGACUCAAAUCAAAAUCUCUGCUUCUAAUCAAAGUGCAUGCUGCUCUUUACACAAAUAGUUCUCGACUUACAACCAUUCGUUUAGUGACUGUUGGAAGUUACAACGGCACCGAAAACAUUGACUCAUCACCAUUUUUCUGAUGGUUGUUGCAGCAUCCCCAGGGUCACCUGAUCAAAAUUCAGGUGCUUGGCAACUGGCAAGGAUUGAUGAUGGUUGCAAAUCACCUUUUGCAACCUUCCAACAAGCAAAAUCAGCAGAGAAGUCCGAUUUACUUACCAACCAUGUUACUAACUUAACUUCAAUGAUUCACUUAACAACCGUGGCAAGAAAGAUUGUAAAUGGGGCAAAAGUACUUAACAGCUGUCUUGCUUGGCAAUGGAAAUUUUGGCCUCAGUUUUAGUUGUAAAUUGAGGAUUACCUGUAUGGGCAUGCUUGAUAUAAAUGGACACACAUAUGUACACACCAUUGGAAAUUCAGGUGAAAUUCUUCUCUGAAUGGUGUUGGUCCUUACAUCUGUAAUUGCCACUGCUGAAAUUUAAACUAAUGAGGAAAGGAGCCCUCGGUGAAUGUAAAAUGAUAGCAAACCCCACUCCUUAAUAGCACUGAUGAUGUUUACUAAUGUGGUGAAUGAAACAUCUGCAAGAAAACAAACAAGCUCAGAGAGCACCAACAACCCCUCAUUUCAACCCUGAGCUACAAAUAUUUUUCUCUAGUACAACCAAUGAGAUGCUUGGCCCCCACAGUUGUGUCCUAUGUGUCAGGGUUCCUCAAAGAAUAAAUUUAUUUGAUAUGUCAUAUUGGCACAGGCUGGUGAAAACUGACUCUGAAGGUUCCCGCAGUUUUCAUCUAAUUAAAAGUAAAAGUUUUCCCCCUCCCCAAACAUUUAGUCACAUGAUCCAAUCAAGGCACUGUCUGGUUGCCUAGUGACAUGACUCCUUCCUUUGACCAGGUGUGAGAAUGUCCUUGGUUCCCAAGAGAAAGUAUUUUAUUUUGGCUACAAAAUGCCAGUUAUCUCUAAUCCCCACCUCUCUAUCCCUCAGCUCCAGUAUGGCAACAUUGAAGCUCCAAGAUGGCUUUGGUCAGGUCAGCUUCACAGUUGACACUGUGCAGCUGUGAGAAUCCUGAUGUCUCCCUCUCCCCAAAGCAACUGGAUUUCAAAACCAGGCUGUCACUCAAAUGUUCCAUUGAAAACUGUGGUAGUUAUGAGGAAAAAAAGUGUAGAAUCAGGUUGCAAUACAACAUCUACCCUCUAGAGUUUUUCCUAGGGUGCAAAUACCCAACUGCCAACCUAGAGCCUUGGAUGCAGCCCAAAGUUUGUAAAUAUCACAUGGCAGAAUAGUUUUGUACAGCAAUGGAAGUCCCAAGUACUUGGUUGUAUAAAAAUGAUAUUAACAUUUUAUUUUUAGGUAUUCCUAUAUUUUUCUAUUAGAAAAAUGGUUAUCUAUUUGGGAUAUCUGUUCCACUUUGGAAAAGAUAUCUGUUUGGGAUCUCUGCUUAUGUUGGAAAAUUAAAUGAAGAGCAUGUGUGAAAAGCUAUUUUUUUUCUUUUUUAAGUUUGAAUAUUCAUGAGCAGAGAACUUAGAUUCAAUGAAAGUCUAAACUUUUAUAUCAACAUGGUCAUAGGCUGAUCUUCCCCCUUUCCCUUCUUUCUGUCCACAGUAACAAUGCAUAAGAAUUGAAAGUUGAUGCUCAUAUCUUGAAUAGAAAAGAAGAGCAGGUUUACACAGGAGUCAGUUUGCCUUUAUUUACAAAAACAUACACAGAGAAACAAUAAAUUCUGUUUUUUAAAAAUUCCUUGGAUUAGCUUUCUGUCUAGUGCUCUUAAAUUUCAAUCUUUGUGCUUCAGUUCAAUUGAACAGUGAGGGAAUUCUUUUAUCCAAUUGAAAUGGAAGUGAUCCUAAAUAUACAUUACAUUGUAGUCCAAAUAAUAUAUACAGUGCUCAGACAAGUAUACUAAAAAUUAAUUUAAGAAUUAAGUAAUUAUCAAGUAGUUGCCCGAUUCAAGAGAAAAACAAGACAGAAAAUCACUUUUGGGGCACGUGUCACUGAACCAGUAGCUUUUGGUGAAAAUGGUCAAGUGUUCCCAAUUUCAUAGAAAUUUCCAGAAUAUUCGGUUAUUUUUAUGCAGAUUUUUAUAAAUAAAAAUAAAUUUUAAAAAAAUUCAGUCACUUUUACUAGUAAACAUUGGAUUAAUUCAAUGUAAUCCAUGCAGAACUUUUACCAACCAUUUCUGAAGAAACAUGCAUUGAAUUGCACUAUUAAAUACUGUAUAUACGAUUUUCCUCUUUGGUAUUCCUUAGACCCAGCUCUGAGACAUGAAAUUCAAGAGAAUCUUCCCCAAAGUAGUGAAUUGGAGUGUUUCCAUUUCAAAUCAAUGCCUAUACUUCUAUAUAAUGUUAAAGCCAACACUUAAGUUUGAAAGUGAUUUAAUUUAAUUAACUGAUUAUCAUGACAUGCAAAAAGACUUUUUUAGCUGUGUAGUUUUUGAGGUAUACUCAAAGUAACUGUGGUAAAUACAAAAUACAAUUCUGCUUUGAAAAAAAUACUUGCAUUUAAUAAUGAUAAAAUUCAGAUAUUUAUUCCUACUUGUUGACUUGGAUCCCAAUAUACUCAGUGGGCUUUAGACAAAUCUAACAGAAGUUUCCCUGAUUUCAGAGACUUGUUUUAAAUCUGGCUUAACUGAGUCUUGAGAUUUAGACUUCAAUAAACACUAAUAAGAAAGUAAGACCGAAUGAAAGGCUAUGGGAGAAGGACAGUUGAAAAAAAAAUAACAAUAUUUCACAAUUAUUCUACAAUAAUUGUAUAUAAAUAUUAACCCUUACAAAGUUGAUCCUGGAAUGUGGAUGUUAUAGGGAGAAGAUUGUGGAUUUAGCUCUGAAGAACAAAAAUAGUAAACAUAGGUUUUCUGUUAAAGAAGCUUCUUUAGUAAAUAGUCGACAUGAGGCUUUCUCAAACCAGUAACUUGGUUUUCUAAUACAACAUUCAAUUAAUACUAUUUAAUUGAUGCAUGCAUUUUAGAGCAUUAUGAACAUAUGUUUAAAGCUGUUCCUUGCACAUUUUACAUUAACCACUAUUGUUAAUGCUAUUCACCAAAGAUAAAAAUUUUAAACCAGCAAGAAAAAUGAUACUAGGUUAUAUUGUAGGUUUACUAAAUAAACGCAGUCACGAUUACACAAAAUACCCUCAUAAUUUUGAUAUUGCUCAGAGUCACAUAUUAAUCCACAGUAUCUGUACUAGGGGGAUUCACAAUGGCGGAAUGUGUUAUGUGAAUAAAAUGCUUUCUUAGUGUAUUUACUGUGUUAUUUUUCUAAAAAUGCAUUGAAGCCUGUUUUAAAAAAUGAGUGAAAUUUUCU